CAACCCCAAUCCCAACCACAACUCCAGUGCCAACCACAACUCCUGUGCCAACCACAACCCCAAUCCCAACCACAACUCCAGUGCCAACCACAACCCCAAUCCCAUCCACAACCACAAGAGCCUCGACAACCACUGAACAAAUUGAGGACCUAGAUCCUAAUGAAUAUUGUAUAAAAAUGGCCCAAAACUUGAGUUAUAAAAACCAUAACGAUCCAACUUGCAAGACCUACAUAUAUUGCUACGAAAGGGGAAAUACGGGCGUAUGGGAUGGAUAUAUCGAAAGUUGUGAUCCACCAAAACCUUAUUUUUAUGGAAAGGAAUGCCAAGCUGAGAAACCAGAGGAUUGUGUUGAUCCUUAAUAUUAUAAAUGUUGUUAAAUAUAAUGUAUUUCCUUUUGCUGGAA
Molecule: messenger RNA, 403 nt
Organism: Drosophila grimshawi
Lineage: Eukaryota; Metazoa; Arthropoda; Insecta; Diptera; Drosophilidae
Exons: 2
Coding region: 177-359 (60 amino acids)
Source: RefSeq, a predicted model, not a curated record